GAGAGAAAGAGAGAGAGAGAGAGACCCAGAGAGAGAAAAAACAGAGAAAGCAAGAGAGAGAGAGAGAGAGAGAGAGAGAAACAGAAUUUUGAAAAACAAACAAUGGGAGACGUUAUUUUGUUUGUGGAGGAUUUGAAAUUAGCUCCUGCAAUCCCGUCAUGUAGAAUCUGUCACGAAGAAGAGUUCGAGAGCUGUAAAAGCUUGGAAGCUCCUUGUGCUUGUUCUGGAACUGUCAAGUUUGCGCACAGAGAUUGCAUACAAAGGUGGUGUAAUGAAAAGGGCAAUACCACUUGUGAAAUUUGUUUACAGAAAUUCGAAGCUGGCUACACUGCUCCUCCUCCCAAAAAGGCCCAGCUGGUUGAUACUGUUGUGACCGUUAGCGGAAGUUUGGAAGUUCCAAGAAGAGAGCGACGACAGCAAAAUCCAGAAUUAGUAGCCAUAGCUGAAGGACAAAUGCUUGAAACCAACUAUUCAGAAUGCUCAGAGGCAGCCGUUCGGAGCACCACUUGCUGCAGAUCAAUAGCUCUUAUUUUCACGGUUCUCCUGCUAGGGAGACACCUGCUUGCUGUGCUUACAGGAGGAACAGAAGAUUAUCCAUUCACACUUGUCACUUUGCUUAUUAUAAGAGCUAGCGGAAUUGUUCUCCCAAUGUACAUAUUCAUUUGGAUAAUCACAGCCAUCCAAAACAACAUCACACGUCAAUAUCAGGUAUUGGAUGAAGACAGAUUGAACUCAGACGAUGAUGAUGACAACAGCGACGACGAAGAGGAUUAACAGCACAGAAUUGUAGUACAGUCCUAACAGAUCUUCCUUUGCUUCCACUUUAUAUUGUGCUCAGAGCAUUUUUACAUAUCUCAAUGCUCAUAUGUGCGGAAAUUCGCCCUUUCUUGUGGGCAGAAAUGAAAAUAUUUUCAAGAAA
This is a messenger RNA of Camellia sinensis, 919 nucleotides long. RefSeq lists its product as uncharacterized. The record is from RefSeq and is a predicted model, not a curated record. Gene Ontology annotation, biological process: protein ubiquitination. Gene Ontology annotation, molecular function: ubiquitin-protein transferase activity; zinc ion binding. Gene Ontology annotation, cellular component: membrane. NCBI's taxonomy places the organism in Eukaryota, Viridiplantae, Streptophyta, Magnoliopsida, Ericales, Theaceae.